UUGACCGCGACGCCGCAACCCUCCCUUACCAUCUCUUUCAGACCACCACCAGUUGCCGCCUUUUCUCUUCUUUCUUCCCCGGCGAGACCACCAAACAAAAAUCCCACUCCUCUCCUCUCUUCUCUCUUCUCCGGCGAAGCGAAGCCAGUGACGCCAGCAAACGACGAGCACCAUUUGGACGGAGCUUACUCGGGCUAGGCACCUCGAGGUUUUGGUUGGCUCAGAGACGGAUCUGUUAAGAUCGGUUCGGCUCAAGCUUGGAGAGUUUUGAUACGUGAUGGUGAAUGCGGUCAAAGGAUUGUUUUUUUGCAGUGAUAUACCUAUGGAUCAGUUCAUUAUCAAUAUGAAUGCUUCAUUGCCACAAUCACAAAAGUUCAUCAUACAUGUUUUGGACAAUACACAUCUGUUUGUUCGAUCUGAUAUGGCUGGAAUGAUUCGCAGUGCUAUUUCAGAUUUCAGAGACGCAAACACAUAUGAGAAGCCUGCUUAGUGCUGUUUGAUGAAUUCAGCCAUUCCGAGAUGCCUUGUUACUAUGUACAAUAAUUCCUAGUAAAGAAGUUUACCAUUUUUCGAAAAAGGAACAUAUAGUAUGUCUCCUGUUGUUCGUUCUGAAAUGAUUUGUCACCUUUGAUAGAGGUACUUAUGGAAAGACAUUUGAAGUCCAACCUUCAAUUCGUCUGCUGAUUUCAACAAGCCCUUUCUUAUGUGUUGUUAACAAUUCGUCGAAGAUUUCAAGU
Messenger RNA from Solanum stenotomum, 737 nucleotides. Its product is annotated as general transcription and DNA repair factor IIH subunit TFB5-like. The record is from RefSeq and is a predicted model, not a curated record. NCBI's taxonomy places the organism in Eukaryota, Viridiplantae, Streptophyta, Magnoliopsida, Solanales, Solanaceae. Gene Ontology annotation, cellular component: transcription factor TFIIH core complex; transcription factor TFIIH holo complex. The transcript has 3 exons. The coding region runs from base 278 to 490 and encodes 70 amino acids. Gene Ontology annotation, biological process: transcription by RNA polymerase II; nucleotide-excision repair; nucleotide-excision repair, preincision complex assembly.